AUGCGCUUCUCCACUCUUGCUUCCGCUGCAGCGGCCAGCGUUCCUGCUGCACUGUUCGCUCAUGCAGCUGCAGCAGGUCAUUACGACUACGUUAUAGUAGGAGGUGGCAAUUCCGGUCUUGUGGUCGCCGAGCGUCUUACAGAGAACUCUGGCGUAUCGGUCCUUGUCCUCGAGGCAGGGAACGACUAUGAUAUUGACUUCAAUGUAACGUGCGUUGUCCCCGGUCUUGACUUGACUGUGACGGGUGGUUCCAUUGUGGACUGGAAUUACACUACGGCACCCCAGGUGAACCUGGCUAACCGACAAGUACCCUACCCCCGAGGUUACAUUCUUGGCGGAUCUACGUCGACGAACUUCAUGGCCUACACUCGUGGUGCCGCAGCCCCUUACGACCAGUGGGCUGCCAUCGGAAACGAGGGUUGGGAUUGGAACAGUGUCCUUCCUUAUUUCAAGAAGAGCAUCCAGUUUACACCGCCUGAGGCCAACCAGUCAUACAUCCCUUACGACGCUUCCCAAUACGCUGGCGAGGGUCCCCUGCAGGUUUCUUUCGGUCACUACAUCGAGCCUAUUUCCAUCUAUUUCGCCACGGCAUUAACGAACAAGACCGGUCCUAAUCUGACGAUGAAGGAGACUAACGAUGGCUCACCCAUCGGUGUCGGCUACCUUGCGACGACCAUCAACCCGAAGAAUGCAAACCGUGACUCAUCGUGGACAAGUUUCGGUCUCACGGCAUCGAGCAGGUCGAACUUCCAUGUUCAGACUCAUACCCUGGCGACGAGGAUUUUGUUUGAAAACUCCUCGUCCGGGGAUUUGGUUGCGAAUGGAGUCGAGUACCGGGACAACAGCGGCGCGAUUCAGGUUGCCUACGCCGACAAGGAGGUUAUCCUGACUGCCGGUGCGUUCGGCUCGCCGCAGCUGUUGAUGGUCUCAGGGAUCGGGCCCGCGUCGCAGCUGCAAGGCAAUGGCAUUGACGUUAAGGUCGAUCUCCCGGGCGUCGGACAGAACCUACUCGACCAUCUGUUCUUCGGACCCGUCUACGAGGUCAUCGACAACAUCACUACGGCCAACCAGUUCAACGCCAACGCCAGCCUGUACGCCGAGUACUUGCGCGAGUGGAAGACUGAGGGUGAGGGCGAGCUCGCAGGUGCUAUUUCCAGCAUGAGCGCCUGGGAGCGUGUACCCGAUGAUGUCUUGGAUUCGAUUGGUGCUCAGGAGUUGAAGAAUCUCCGAUCUGACUGGAACCACAUCCAGCUGGAAGUCAUCGCCUCCGGCUCCGUUCCCAGUGGCAAGGCCGGCAACUAUGUGAGCCCUGCCGCAGUCAUCUCGUACCCCUUCUCCAAAGGCAAUGUCACUAUUGUGUCAAACUCUACCACGGUGAAACCAAUCGUCCAGCCCAACUGGCUUUCGUCCGAGAUUGACCAGAAGGUGGCUAUCUGGGCUUUCCGUCAAGUCCGCGAGGUGAUGCUCUCGGAGACGAUGGCCCCCAUUGUCCUCGGCGAGGCAUAUCCCGGUCUGGACAAGACCUCCGACGAGGACAUCCUUGCUGCCAUCCAAGCGGUCGCACACCCGAUCUACCAAGCUUCCGGUACUUGCGCCAUGAAGGCCCAAUCUGACGGCGGCGUCGUUAACUCGAAGUUGGUUGUGUAUGGUACGAAGAACGUUCGGGUUGCUGAUGCCAGCAUUUUCCCCAUCAUCACCUCUGCGAACACGAUGGCCCCGGUGUACAUGGUCGCUGAGAAGGCAGCUGACUUGAUCAAGGCUGAUCAGUGAGUGGCUGUCGGGGCUGUCAUGAUUUAACUAUUUAUUCGGGGUCGCAUUUCGGACAUCUAUCACCAUCAUUCAUUACCUCUUACAUCGAUAUCAUUAUUAUUAUAGCAGUAGUAUUGUAUAUACAGGUUUGCAUGUCGUAGCUAUUGCCCAUUCAAUCCCAUA
This is a messenger RNA of Gloeophyllum trabeum ATCC 11539, 1932 nucleotides long. Its product is annotated as glucose-methanol-choline oxidoreductase. The coding region runs from base 1 to 1770 and encodes 589 amino acids. NCBI's taxonomy places the organism in Eukaryota, Fungi, Basidiomycota, Agaricomycetes, Gloeophyllales, Gloeophyllaceae. Gene Ontology annotation, biological process: secondary metabolite biosynthetic process. Gene Ontology annotation, molecular function: flavin adenine dinucleotide binding; oxidoreductase activity, acting on CH-OH group of donors. The record is from RefSeq and is a predicted model, not a curated record. The transcript is spliced from 6 exons.